This is a messenger RNA of Bursaphelenchus xylophilus (pine wood nematode), 2923 nucleotides long. Lineage: Eukaryota; Metazoa; Nematoda; Chromadorea; Rhabditida; Aphelenchoididae. The record is from the annotation of a GenBank genome assembly.
AUGCGGCAAUGUGAUCGAGGAACGAGCCUUGGUCUCUUCCUCAUCUUGAAUGUCGUCUUCUUGGACCUGGUCUCCUUUGUUCGGGCCGCCGAAGUCUACACCAACCACUUCCUAGUCCACACUCACAAGCCCGGAAUCGAACACGCACACCAAGUCGCCAAGCGACAUGGAUUUGUAAAUCGUGGCUCGGUAAGUUGAAGGGAGCAAACGCCGAUCUUAUGAAUUCUGACCAAGGUCUGAUGACAAUGCAAAUACUCAAACAUUUUACAUUUCUGAUGGCAUUGCGGCAUUAGAAUAUAUUCAAAAUGCUGUCGCAGCAAAAUUUCGCCAUUUAAACCUCCCUCCAGCUGCUUAGCGUAAAUUGUUUGUAUUGAUUUAGACAUUAGAAUUUCAAAAUUUUAGCCUUUCCCCAAAUUGUUAAAACUAAAUCGUAAAUAACUUCCUCGUUUUUUAUCAAAUGCCCCUUUAUAUCCAUUUUUCCCUUUCACAUUUUGUUGACCCUGCAUGGGACUCGGGCCUGUCAAGAGACGGGUUACGGUAGCUAAUUAGGUAAGCGCGAGAAGGAGGGAAUCCGAGUGGAUUCCGAGAAAUUGGAACUUUAUUCAACAUCCCACUUGCAGGUACUCGGAUCGGACACGCAAUGGCACUUUGUUCACAGUGGCCUCUCACACGCUCGGACCCGCCGAUCCAUCGGGCAUCAUGUCAAGUUGAACAAGGACACUGAUGUAAGUUGAUCAACAUACAUAUGUAAUAUUUACUCUUUAACAAAUUUUAUAGUAAUAAGACAAGAUUUGUCCAUUAUUAUGACUAUAUAAUCUAUUAUUAUGCACGGUUUUAGGUGGCCUAUGCUGAACAGAUGACCGGUUAUCGGCGUCUGAAGCGCGGCUACCGUCCCUUGGAGGAGCGUCUUCAAGAACAACUCGAUUUCACGGCGGUCCAAUCGCCUUCCGACCCGUUGUAUCCAUAUCAAUGGUACCUGAAGAACGUUGGCCAAUCCAACGGAAAGCCCCGACUCGACUUGAACGUGGAGAAGGCCUGGGCCAUGGGAAUCACCGGCAAGAACAUCACCACCGCCAUCAUGGACGACGGUGUCGAUUACAUGCAUCCCGAUCUCAAGAACAACUUUGUAAGCGGUUGCUGAUUAAUUCCGGCCCAUUUUCUAUUAUUUUUAUCGUCGUUGUUUGUUACGAUUGAUUGAUCUUGAUGCCUUUCAGAACGCGGAAGCCAGUUAUGACUUCAGUUCCAACGACCCUUUCCCAUAUCCCCGAUACACCGACGAUUGGUUCAACUCUCACGGCACUCGAUGUGCUGGCGAGAUCUCAGCCGCCCGUGAUAACGGAAUCUGCGGAGUUGGAGUGGCCUAUGACAGCAAAGUGGCCGGAAUUCGGAUGUUGGAUCAGCCCUACAUGACGGAUCUGAUCGAGGCCAAUUCUAUGGGACACAAACCUGACCUGAUCCACAUCUACUCUGCCUCAUGGGGCCCAACUGAUGAUGGAAAGACCGUGGAUGGCCCCAGGAACGCCACCAUGAGAGCCAUCGUUGAAGGAGUCAACAGCGGCCGAAACGGCCUCGGUUCCAUCUUCGUGUGGGCCUCUGGAGAUGGUGGAGAAGACGACGAUUGUAACUGCGAUGGGUAUGCGGCUUCCAUGUGGACCAUUUCCAUCAAUUCGGCCAUCAACAACGGCGAGAAUGCCCAUUACGACGAGUCCUGCUCUUCCACUUUGGCCUCGACCUUCUCCAAUGGCGGUCGAAACCCGGAGACUGGUGUUGCCACCACUGAUUUGUACGGACGUUGUACCCGCAGUCACAGUGGCACUUCUGCGGCUGCUCCCGAGGCUGCUGGAGUGUUCGCUUUGGCUUUGGAAGCCAAUCCUCAACUAACCUGGCGAGAUCUUCAACAUCUUACAGUCCUCACUUCUACCCGCAACUCUUUGUUUGAUGGACGAUGCCGAGAACUCCCUGAAUUGGGAAUCAAGGAUAACCACAAGAACAAGAAGACCGGAAACUGCACUCGUUUCGAUUGGCAGAUGAAUGGAGUUGGACUCGAGUAUAACCAUCUGUUCGGAUUCGGUGUUCUGGAUGCCGCUGAGAUGGUCCAAUUGGCCAUGGUCUGGAAGACAGCUCCCCCACGAUUCCAUUGUGAGGCCGGAACCAUCGACACUCCUCAGUAAGAUACUUUAGUUGUAUAUUUAACAUUUUAAUCAUUGCUUUAGAACUAACUUUUGAUUAUAUUAUUUUUAGUGAGAUCCCGGAAGACGGAAACUUGAUCCUCGAAUUGAACACCGACGCUUGUGCUGGCUCAGCCACCGAGAUUAACUACCUGGAACAUGUGCAAGCUGUGGUCACCCUGAACAGCAGCCGUCGAGGAGACACAACCCUCUAUCUGAUCUCGCCCUCAGGCACUCGCACCAUGAUUUUAUCGAGAAGACCCAAGGAUGACGAUGCCAAGGAUGGGUUCACCAAUUGGCCUUUCAUGACCACCCACACCUGGGGAGAGAAUCCGCGGGGUCGUUGGAGAUUGUUGGCCAGAUUCCAGGUAAGAAAUUUCCAUCACAUUAGACAAAGAUAUAAUUCUUAAUAUUUUUUUCUUUAAAAUUUGCAUUUUCCUCCCUUCCAAAUUGUUAAAGUUUUGACACUAAAUUUUGAACCCUGAGGCAAAAACUCCGAGAACACCUCCGUAUCCUCUCAUGCAUGCCCUAAGGCGACAAUCGUAACAGUGUUACCUCAUUGGCUUAGUGACGUCCCCACACCUUCAAUUAUGCAAUUUCAGGGCGAGGGCAAGCAUCGCGGCACGCUGAAGAGAUUCACCCUCAUGCUUCACGGAACCAAGGACGCGCCUUACGUGGGAAUCGAGCCUCUGGAGGGACAUCGGAAUGCCAAGUUGCAGCUGGUGCAGACGGCCCACAAACGCAUGGUUCAGUGA